CGGAAUACCUCAAUAUGGCCGAGCGCAUCUUGCGGUCGACCGUAGCAUGGGCUAUGAGAGGUCUCCUGUGCGCCUGUAGGUUCUUAUGGGUGAGUCCGUACAAUGUUGCAGAUCGUCCCCGAAAAACUGGACCCAUUUGUGACUCCCACUUUGAAAACAUCACAGGUCCAGAGUCUGAGAGCAGGGCGAAACGCACCCAUCAGGAAGGUAGAGAUGUCCUCCACAAUCAGCUGGUGAAAGCAGCUGGAGAAAUCCAGCAGCUGAAGUCUCAGCUGGCCAGUCAGAGGGCCUCCUGGGAGAAGAGGUUUGUGGAGCUGCAGAGGAGGCAGCAGGUGCUGAGAGAGCAGCUGGCUUCCAAGACCUUCGUCAGGACUGGAGUCUUCCUAAAGGAUGGCCCAAAAAUGGACGGAAACUUUGGCGAGAACCAGACAGAGAUGGAAGCAGAGAGUGGCGGGUAUUUGGAGGGGUGGCGUGAGGCACCAUCUCUGGCAGCAGGGGACAGAGGCCUUCAGAAGCACAGGUUGCCAUGAAUUCCAGACCGGACAUGGCGCCAACACAACACAGCAGGACAACGUGGUGGACUGCGAGAAAUUAAUUUUAUUACAACAUUUUCUCAUGGCCCGGUGGUUGGACGUGUUAUUUUAUUGUUGUGUAUUUCCUGUGUUUUAUUUUUGGUGUAUAUAUUUUAUGGUUUUAUGCGCAUACCUGCCUGUAACAAGAACUUCCCAGAGGGGGUAAUUAAGUUGAAUAUGAAUGAACAUUAAUCCUGCUAGCGUGCCCAGUAACCUUGCAUGUGAAACUUUCUGGGCAAGUGAAAAAAUGUAACGUAAUGUGAACUGAGUUUGUGAACACUGAUUAGUCUGGCUGAAACUGAAGCCCAUGGAGAGUCAAUGGGUGAUGUCGUAGUGACUCUGUACAUACAGUCUAUGGCUGAGAUGCCCUUACACAUCUGUCUCAUAACUUUAUGGUUCUAGGAAUCUGACAUAGUUUCCCGUAACUCUGUGGUGCUCUGAGACUGACCGGGUUGCUCAUAACCGGAGGUGGAAAAUCCAGGUUCAGAGAGUAAAUGUCCUCCCCAUUGUUUUCUUCCAAUGAACCUGUAUUUGCUAAUGAGUAUGAUUCUUCAGCCAGGAGCUGGAGCUAUUUAGUGAAAUUAGCAGGCUGUGCUCAUGGGUGUAGGAAACACAUGGCAGGACUUUUAAGUUCUGACUCGAUUCUCCACCUCUGCUCAAAACCAUAUGGUACUGGAUGUCCAAACUGCUCAUGGAUGUACUUUGUGAACAAAGCAGGAGAAUGUUGUUUCUUCUGAUGAAUCAUGACCUUGUGGAUGCAUGUGCUCUGAGCAAGCUCAACCACGGACUGCUCUGUUACUCAACCCUGAGUUAUGAAAACCAUUGAAGCGAGAUAAAAAAAACAACUUCCUUAGAUAGAGGACGGUGGGGUGAGAAUGUUCUCAGAUCGUUCUAGAUAGUUCUUUUAAUCAGGGCGUUUUUUCUUCUUCAUAUCUUCUCUUCUGCAUUUCUGUCUGCGUACGAAUGUCCUCCGAAAACCCUCUGAAACGUUAAACAGUGCAGCUGAGUGAUAACAGUCUACGGGCAUCGGCACUACUUUGCAUGCCGACUGUAGACCACUUUCUGUAGAAACGCUCUGGCUGACAGGCCUGUUGACUGUUGGCCAGCGAUCAAGUGAACAUUUGUUAUUGAUGGACUGAGUUACAGUGACAGGAUGUGAGCCAGCUUCCCCCAAAUAAAAAUCAUUUUGUGAUUUGAUCGCGGCUAUAUGAAAAUUUUCCACUUCCACGGCUGCGCCCUGUAACUGCUCGUGAAGGCCCCUCUUUGUUGACUGGUCGGUUGACCGCCAUUUCGCUGUGACUGUCACUGUGGGUAAAUGCCACUGAGAUAAGGACGACUUCUGCACAACUGAAAAUGAAAUGAACGUUUAAGUGAUAAAUAUUGCUGACAGCUGCUCUUUUUCCUUGUUCUUUUUGUCAGAGGCGCAUAAUAUGAAUAUGUUGUUUGGCGCAUUAUUUAUGGCUGGAUAUCAUGCUUAUGAACUGUUAUCUGAGUCACAAAGUUAACCACUUCCACACGUAAUCACGACGCCA
Molecule: messenger RNA, 2104 nt
Organism: Anguilla anguilla (European eel)
Lineage: Eukaryota; Metazoa; Chordata; Actinopteri; Anguilliformes; Anguillidae
Exons: 6
Coding region: 15-530 (171 amino acids)
Source: RefSeq, a predicted model, not a curated record